UCUCUCUCUCUCUCUCUUUUUCUCUCUUCACUUGAUAAAUUAUUAUUUUAUUAAUAAUGGAGGCCAAUAUAUAUAAAAAUGGCACCGAACACCGAAACCAUAGGCCCAUGAAAGAAAAAAGGACGAUGAACAACAAGAACACGAUUAGUGCCGGAGAACAAGAAGAAAUCGAGCACGAUAUCAUGGGGGCCGACGGAGGCGGGAGGAAGAGGGCGGCCGCCGCCGCCAAGAGGGGCGGCGGGAGCUCGAUGAAGAACUGUCAGGUGGAGAGGUGCCACGUGGAUCUGAGCGAAGCCAAGACCUACCACCGGCGGCACAGGGUUUGUGAGCACCACGCCAAGGCUCAGGCGGUGGUCGUCGCCGGAAUCCGGCAGAGGUUCUGCCAGCAAUGUAGCAGGUUCCACGAGCUCUCAGAGUUUGACGAAGCCAAAAGAAGCUGUCGCAGGCGACUCGCCGGCCACAAUGAGAGGAGGAGAAAGAAUUUUUCCGAUAAUAGCAAUAUUUCUCAAGCAAAUGAAGGCUCGCCGGCCAGUUAUGGGCAAAUUGAUGAUCGGGGAAGAAUUCAGUUCACCGUCGUUCAAGAAAAUGCUAAGUACUAAUAAAACACGAUUAUAAUUAUGCAAUAAUACGCAAGCUAGCUCCCUCUCUUCUGUCAAACCUACUACAUUGGCAAUAUUAAUAUAAUGUUAUUAUGCUAAGUAAAAUUUAGUGGCAAAUUUAUAUCUAAUUGUUGAGGACCAUAUAUAUGGUUGUGCCACAUUGUGUGAUUCCAAUUUGCUGUAUGAGUAACCUAUUGAAUUGAGUGAACUUUUACCUUCUCUCUUAUAAGUAUGCCUAAUAAAAUUGCCUCUCUUUGGCAUUUUUUUUUGGUU
Molecule: messenger RNA, 872 nt
Organism: Striga asiatica
Lineage: Eukaryota; Viridiplantae; Streptophyta; Magnoliopsida; Lamiales; Orobanchaceae
Source: the annotation of a GenBank genome assembly